This is a messenger RNA of Rhincodon typus (whale shark), 5847 nucleotides long. It is a transcript of the gene mbnl2, whose product is annotated as muscleblind-like splicing regulator 2. NCBI's taxonomy places the organism in Eukaryota, Metazoa, Chordata, Chondrichthyes, Orectolobiformes, Rhincodontidae. The record is from RefSeq and is a predicted model, not a curated record. Gene Ontology annotation, molecular function: metal ion binding. Bases 853 to 2145 code for a protein of 430 amino acids. The transcript is spliced from 9 exons.
AAUCUGCAAUAGCAUGGCUGACUGCAGUAUGCUGCCUUGUUAAUUCUGCUUCCGUUCUCAUCUUGAGUACAUUGAAAGUGUUCAACCGCUUCAUGCAAUAAAGUAGUGCUGGUUCAAGUGGAGUAAAAGUUAUUGUACUAAAACAUAAUGUUUGCUUUUUUUUUAAUUUUAUCAACAGGUCCUUGAUAAAAAGUGCCUUUUCUGGAGUCUGUGUUACUUGGAUCUGCUUUUAGGUCUGUCUGCUCUUCUGAGAUUUGUUUGCUGCCAAUUAAACAAAUGUCUGGCCUACCGUGCAACUGAAAACGGAAAACGCCUCUGCCGCAUCUUCAGCUGCUUGUCUCCUUUUCAACUGUCCGUAACAUCAAAACUGGAGCGAACUGAUACACGAGGAACUAAAUCAACGUACAAAGAGCGGAGUGCACUGACGACAGUAAAAUCACUAGCUGGUAGAGACUUGAGAAUGAUUGAUUAGUAUUAAUCAUAUUGCAUCAAAAUAACUUUUUAAUAAAAGCAACAAAGUGCUGCAUUUGCAAACGUAAAAUAUAAAACAGCCAGACGUGCCACCAACAAGAAGAGGUGAAAAUCCUGUGUCGGAAGGCCGCAAGUCCCAGUCGGUGACUGAUCAUUUGCUGACUAAUUGUCUGUUUUAAUGUUGACUAGCAGCCAGAAAAGCAACUCUCCAGCAGCAUUUUAUGAAGUAAUCUUCUGCUUUUAUGAUCAUUAAAAAUCAUUCGUAUAUUUUAAGGAAAGAGAGCUAUAUUUUUAAUUUUAUUUCUAAUAACUGCUGCCUUCUUUACCCAAGAAUCCUGAUAUUGAGCUGUUCUGAACCACGUUUCACUUCAACGAUUUAUUAUGGCUGUAAAUGUUACUCCAGUACGUGAUACAAAAUGGCUGACGUUAGAAGUGUGCAGACAGUUUCAGAGAGGGACAUGUUCACGCUCAGACCAGGAAUGCAAGUUUGCACACCCACCAAAAAGCUGUCAGGUUGAAAAUGGGCGAGUUAUUGCAUGCUUUGAUUCCCUUAAGCCCACAAUCAAAAAUACAGAGAAACAAAAAGAUAGUCUUUAUACGUGGCAAGGCAGUCGGACUCCAUGUGCAAAUAACAGUUGCAAGCUCCAUUCCAUGAAGGGCCGUUGCACAAGAGAAAACUGCAAGUAUCUUCAUCCGCCAAUGCAUUUAAAAACGCAGUUAGAAAUUAAUGGCCGGAACAAUCUCAUACAACAGAAAACAACUGCAGCCAUGCUGGCACAACAGAUGCAGUUUAUGAUGCCAGGUGCUCAAAUUCAACCAGUUCCCACGUUUCCAGUGAAUCCUGGCACGGGAGUAAAUCAUCAUCCUUUUAGUUUUAGUCCUUUUCUGGCACCUGUGCCUCACAGUGUCGGAUUAGUUCCAACAGAAGUUCUCUCUAGUGCCCCUGUACUUGUCCCUGGAAGCCCACCUAUUUCAGUUGCUGGAUCAGGAAAUAUGCCGAAGCACAUGAGGACAGACCGAUUAGAGGUGUGCAGAGAGUUUCAGCGAGGGAAUUGCACACGGGGUGAGACCGACUGCCGCUUUGCUCACCCUGCAGACAGCACAAUGGUGGACACCAAUGACAACACUGUAACUGUCUGUAUGGAUUAUAUCAAAGGUCGAUGCUCAAGAGAGAAGUGCAAAUACUUCCAUCCUCCUGCACAUUUACAAGCCAAAAUUAAGGCUGCUCAGCACCAGGCCAACCAGGCUGUGGCAGUAGCUCAGGCAGCUGCUGCAGCAGCGACAGCAAUGACUCAGUCGGCUGCCAAAUCUGUGAAACGACCCCUCGAGGCAACCUUUGACCUGGCCUUUCCACCUGGUGUCCUUCACCAUUUACCAAAGAGACCAGCCCUUGAAAAAAGCAAUGGCACCAGCACAAUCUUUAAUCCCAGUGUUUUGCACUACCAACAGGCUCUAGCCAAUGCACAAAUGCAGCAGCCAACAUUUUUUCCAACAGGGUCGGUGUUUUGCAUGACUCCUCCAGCUACAACUGUUGGUCAUACUGAAAUAGUGAACCAGAAGCAGCUGAAUGCUCAAGACAUCUCUAUGGAAACUCAUGAACAGGCUUAUUGUAAAUACUAUCCUCUUCCCUCCCCACCUGCAUCUAUAUUAGGCUUACCACAGCCAGCAUGCUAACCAAAUUAAGAGAAAAUCUAUUUAGAUUAAGCAAGAAUACAAAAUCAUGACAGGAAAUUCAUCAUAAAUUUAUGGAUGUAGAUGUGUUCAGACACAUAUUUAAUAUUCAUAUAUACUGUAAAUAACCCUAGCACUGCGACAAAUGUUACAAUCAAAGAAAAUAGUAUAUCUACUUUCUGAUGUCUCAUUUUGUGGAGAUGUUUCACCAUUACAUUCUAUAAAGAGUGUGAUAUGGUUAUAUUGUUAAUCUGUUAUGAGAUCAUUGUAUACAAAAAAGACAGCACCUACAGGGUUGGAAGAAUCCUCACAGACAUUAUAGACAAUAAUGCUCCAUAGAAAAUAGAAUCCCAUUUUGAAAAUUAGUGUACAAAAUGAGUUCCUAAUUUUUCAGUAGUAACCUAAUCAUUCAGUGGAAAAAAAAAUGAUUGAGUGAUCAACACUUUUUUUUUUAAACAGAACAAACAUGAGCAGUGACUUUUAAUAAACAACAAUAAUAUUUCUAAGUGAACACAAUGGGUAUAAACUUCAUAUUAAUCUGAAACAUUGCACAGACGUAAUUUGACUUAUCAAGGUUUGUUGUCUUUGGAUUGUUUAUGCCUUUGUUGCCCGACAAGCAAAACAUGAAAGGAUGUCCUUCUUCCCAAUGUAAUGCAGUAACAUUGAAUUGUUUAGUUCUACAUUGGCAUCAGAAGAUGGAGGAUCCUUUAGUUUGUAAAGGCAACUUAUUUCCAAGUAUGACGAAUUAUGUCUAACUCUGAAAUCAAGUUCUCGACACUGAUUGUUAUGAAAGAGGAUUAGAAAUGUGGAAGUGCAGAGAAUGUGGCUAGCUACAAAGUCAGACAGGAUUACUUGCAGAGACAAAGCUUGUCUGUUUUACUGCAGCUACAGUUGUGCUUGCUCAAGAUAUCCACUGUGUUAAAAAGAUUCUUCUGACUCUGAAAGGUGCACCAUAUUAUAAAUUCAUUUAUAAUCCAGAACAUGAUAUAUGUAACAGUGCCUAAAAAAAGAGGGACAAUUAUUCACGAUUAUGUGCGAAGUGUAAGUUGUACCAAAACUGUAUUUAGUGUGUUUUCUCAUGUUAGUAAAGCAGACAAUUUAGCUGGCAAAAUUUGAUGAAAAUCUAGGUGGAGUAUAUGAUGAGAGGAAAAAUUAACUUUUUUAAAAAGAAAUAUUCUUUUUCUAACAAAAAGGCUCUUCCCAAAUAAAAUUGCACCCUAAUUUCACUAUUGACGUUUUACCGGCGACAGUGCAAAGGUGGGGGCUGGUAAUUUUAUUUUUUCUUUAAGCCAAAUUAUAUCCUAAGACCGUAAAUCUUACCAAAUUUAUUGUCUUUAUUUUACAAGUCACAGUAAUCCAAUAGUGACUCUAAUAUAAAGUUUAGAAGAGGCAUCAGAUACAACAGAGCAUUGUUCAACAAAAUUAGUUUGUAGUGUCUAAAAAUUAAACACAAAAUACACAAAGACUCUAGUAUAAUGUUUGAGUUCUGUCAUUAAGUUUAUUUUAGUGCCAGUACAGCAAUCAGUAACCACAAUAAAGUCAGCAUGCAGCAUACAAAAAUAAAAAUAAAAAUUUUUUUAUAUUUUUUAAUUGUACCUUGUAUUUAAAGAAUUAUUGUUUCAAGAUUUAGUAAACAUUUUAGCUAGAUCCAUCCAGCGUAAUGAUUAGAAAUUAAUAGCUUGAUCAAAAUCCUUACUGUGUUGAAAGUAUAUACCAUUUUCAUAAUAGGUUUACCUUUUCAUAAGAUUGGUUUUCUGAUAGGUAUGUUUAUGAUUUUGUACUAGAACUGGUCCUAAAGAUAAUGUGUAGUAUUGUUUUUCUUCCUUUGUUAAACUUUUCUCUUAUUGAGGGUUAGUAGUCAGUUUUUAAUCCUAUACUUAUAUAGACAUGGAGUUCAGUUAAUACAAGUCAACUGAAAUUAUGGUAAUACAGUGAUAAGAUACACCAUUAACAUAUCGGAAAUUAUAUCACAAUGAGACUUUCAAAUGACAACACAAAUGCCCAUUGUGAUUAGUUCGAUAGCUAUUACGUCAUAAUAAAUUUCUCGGGUGUGUGUUUAUUUUUGAAGCUCUGUUUCUAUUUUCCAAGCAUACUUAUUCAACGAUAUUGUGUUUCAUCUAUUAUGCAGCAGCACAGUACUUUUCAUCAAAGUUAUGAUGUAAUAGCAAUAAUUUCUGCUAUGAAAUAGUGUACUUGGCUUAAAAGCUUGUUGCACUAUAGUGAAAAUGGCUCACUUUUUGGCCACAGCACUUAUCCAGCGCACUUAGUUUUUUGUAAGGCUUCAUAAUCCACCUCAUAACAAAUUUUAUUGUCUAAUUAGAAUUUUACAUUGUAUAAGUUGAACUUAAUUUGAAAUAAUUGUAUGUCACAAUAAAAGCAUGAAUUAUGAGUAACAUUAGAUUUUUUUUGGUUUUAAGAAUAGAUGAAGUUGUAUGUUUUUACAUCAGUUUUCCAACUGACAACAUGGGCCAUUUGACCUGCAGAUAUUGGCUUUGUGACAUCUGUGUACUGUCGGAUGGUAAAAUAUUGAUACUGUUUGAAUAUUUUCAAAAAGGUGCAUCCAAGGAACAUUUUGCUUUAGUGUUCUCAAAAACAAAAGGGUUUGUUGUUUCUGAAGUGUUAUGACUGUCUCAGUUAGCAUGCAGCUAAAAUAUUUGAUCCUGGUGAUGUACAAAUAUGGAUAACAUAUCUUGUUGCACUUAUGUACAUAGUAAAUAUGUAAUAAAGCUGUCUUUAUAUUGUAAAAUGAGCAGCAGAGGUUUUUAAAUAAAAACUAAAUACUCCGUUCAAAGCAUUCUCAUGAGAGAGGCAGUUGUGUGUGAAUUGUAACUCUUUACUGAAAUAUAAUAUAUUUCCUAUUGGAAUACUUAGCAGUUAACACUUAAACUGUAUUUUUAAAAGCUAUAUAUGAAAAUUGUAUGCUGCAAUUUCUGUUCAGGAAUGAACUCUCAAGCCUCCAUUGGGGUGUACUAACAAUAUUUAAUCUCUCAUGCUUGUAGCUUUGAGCAAAAAUAAAAUAUUCAAACCAUAUCAUAAAAGCUUGACAGUCAAACAGCAUCCCUCCCCGGAACAGAACAUUUUAGCCAAACUAAAAGCAAUUUGUGUCCCCUUUAACUCUACCUUAUUUGCAAUUUACUGGAUUGUAAUAUCAAGAAUUAUCUAACGUCACACUAAAGAGGCAUGGAUGUUUGUAAUCAAUACUAUGUAAUUUCUCUGUUUAUUUCACUGAUCAUAAAAUGAUCCAUAGUGUGUUAGGUUGGAAAUAAUCACUUAAGCUCUUUUGGCAAAUGCCUGGAAAGUGUUCAGAUCAAUACUUCACAAAACCAAUUUGAAUUGUACUUGUGACUCCAGCCAAAUAACUUCUCUCGCCGUGAUGUUUGGUGAAUCUUAGCAGUUGAAGAAUGUAAUAGCUGCACUCACACAGGCUGCAGUCUGCAAGCACACAGGCAUAUAUGGAGCACAGUGAUACUUGUGCCACAGGCUUUAGUAAUCUGUCACUUUGCAAUGAAAUUAUUUGUCUGUAUACAACUUGUCCAUUUCUCGGAUGUACCAUACUGACUGACUUUUCACUGUAAUACUGCCAGAUUAUCCUGUUUAUGCUUCAGUUAUGUCAUAUAUUGAAUGAGAUUCACUGUUAUGUUUUUGAAAAUACAUCUAUUUGUUUUAUGACCAUUGAGGGGAAAAUAAAGAAAUAUUUGGGAAAAA